This is a messenger RNA of Pyrus x bretschneideri (Chinese white pear), 6292 nucleotides long. Its product is annotated as kinesin-like protein KIN-12D. Gene Ontology annotation, biological process: microtubule-based movement. The record is from RefSeq and is a predicted model, not a curated record. NCBI's taxonomy places the organism in Eukaryota, Viridiplantae, Streptophyta, Magnoliopsida, Rosales, Rosaceae. Gene Ontology annotation, molecular function: microtubule binding; ATP binding; microtubule motor activity.
ACUAUCACAGUAGAGAUAGAGAGAAAAAGAUGCUCGAUUUCAAAACCAAAUGAUAUCAAGUCCCACUUGUUUUUCCCUCCAAAGUUCGUCAGUUUAAUCAAUUUUUACAAUUCGGAAGCUUCAGAUUUUGUUUUUCAAUUCAUCUUUCAGGAUGUUAAGGGAUUUCAAAUUCCUGCGUUCGAAUUCCGGGAAGAAAGAAGAGGCCGAGAACGUGCCGGUAAGCCUGAAGGACUUUUCGGCGAUCCGAGUCCGCUCAGAGUCUUCGAGAACUCCAUUUAACCCGAUUCAAGAUCCGGCCCAACUACCCAAGCCGGAACAAGAAGUGGGUAUUCGGACCAGGGUUGAAAAUACUCCAACCAAGGCUUCCAAGGCCAAAGUUUCGGAUCCGGCGUUGCCUCUUCGAACCCCCGAUAAGUAUGGUACCCCGAAGCGAUUUGGGUGGGCCCAAAAGACGGAACCCAGUAGUACGAUCGCCGGUGAUUCGCACGAGGACGGGGCUAAUUGUUCAACCCAAGUGAGCAGAGGGAGUGGCGGUGCUGGAAAUGGGGGUUUGGGAAAUGUGACUCCUCGGGUGAUGAGGACAGUUGGUAGAGCUGCUUCGAGUUAUUCGGGGAGUAAUUCAACGCAGACAACACCGUCCAAGACUGUGUCGAAGCCUCCGAAUGUGGGUUUUCAGAAUAAGGCUGAUGGAAGUGUUGGUCCUCGAGUAGGGAACUUUGCUGCAUUGUAUAAAGGGAUUCCCAUUUCUUACAGUCCGUAUACGGUGGUUAAUACAGUCGAAGUGCCUCACUUUGAUCUCAAGGAAGAUCCAUCUUUCUGGAUGGAUCACAAUGUACAGGUUCUCAUUCGUGUUCGUCCUCUCAAUAGCAUGGAGCGAAGUUUACAUGGUUACAGCAGGUGUUUGAAGCAAGAAAGUGCUCAGACAAUUUCCUGGAUUGGGCAACCAGAAAGUCGAUUUACAUUUGAUCAUGUAGCCUGUGAAACAGUUGACCAGCAAAUGCUUUUCAGGAUGGCUGGUCUACCCAUGGUAGAGAAUUGCUUGUCAGGAUAUAAUAGUUGUAUGUUUGCCUACGGUCAGACAGGAAGUGGAAAAACACAUACAAUGCUUGGGGAGAUUGAUGAUUUAGAAACGAAGCCCAGUCCAAAUCGUGGAAUGACACCCCGAAUUUUUGAGUUUUUAUUUGCAAGGAUCCAAGCUGAAGAGGAAAUCCGCAGGGAUGAGAAACUAAAAUACAAUUGCAAGUGCUCUUUCUUAGAAAUUUACAAUGAACAAAUUACGGAUCUCCUUGAUCCGUCAUCUACCAAUUUGCUUCUGCGGGAAGAUGUUAAGAAGGGUGUUUAUGUAGAAAAUCUUUCUGAAUUUGAAGUCUAUACUGUGAGCGAUAUCCUCAGGCUUCUCAUUCAGGGUUCUUCAAAUAGGAAAGUUGCUGCAACAAAUAUGAAUAGAGAAAGCAGUCGUUCGCACAGUGUCUUUACUUGUGUAAUUGAGAGUAGGUGGGAAAAAGAUUCCACAACUAACCUACGGUUUGCUAGACUAAACCUAGUUGAUCUGGCUGGUUCAGAAAGGCAGAAAACUUCUGGUGCGGAGGGUGAGCGGUUGAAGGAAGCUGCUAACAUUAAUAAAUCACUAUCUACACUAGGUCAUGUUAUAAUGGUUCUAGUGGAUAUGGCACAUGGGAAGUUGAAGCAUGUACCUUACAGAGACUCUAGGCUAACCUUCCUACUACAGGACUCACUUGGGGGAAACUCAAAAACAAUGAUCAUUGCAAAUGUCAGCCCAUCUAUCUGUUGUGCUGCUGAAACGCUGAGUACCCUUAAGUUUGCUCAGAGAGCAAAACUUAUUCAAAACAAUGCUGUGGUGAAUGAGGAUGCCACAGGCGACGUCAUGGCCCUACAACACCAAAUACGGCUCCUAAAGGAGCAACUUUCCAUUCUUAAGCGUCAUAAUGUCUCCCGACCUUUGUCGUUUCGUUCGACCAAUUUUGAAGACACACAAAGAGUCCGAAAAAUUGAUUGUGGUGAAAACUUAUGUGAUAUGGACCUAGAGUGCGAUGAUGAUUUUCUUGAAAAUCAAUCAAAAGGAGCUGUGAGACUUUCCACCAAAAAGUUAAAAUCUUUGGAGACAACGCUUGCGGGUGCCUUGAGAAGAGAGCAGAUGGCAGAAGCUACCAUCAAGCAACUUGAAGCUGAAAAUGAGCAGCUGAACCAUUUGGUUUGUCAAAGAGAGGAAGACACCAGGGGCACUAAAAUGAUGCUAAGGUUUCGAGAAGACAAAAUUCAGAAAAUGGAGUCACUUCUUAGUGGUUCUAUUCCCGUUGAGUCUUAUUUACUGGACGAGAACAGAGCACUCUCUGAAGAGAUUCAGCUAAUUCAAGCAAAACUUGAUAAGAAUCCUGAAGUCACUCGGUUUGCAUUGGAGAACAUAAGGCUUUUGGACCAACUUAGAAGAUUUGAAGAAUUUUAUGAAGAAGGAGAGAGAGAGAUGCUCUUGGACGAGGUAUCUAAACUGCGAGAUCAGUUGUUUCAAUUUCUUGAUGGACACUCUAAGCAGCAUGGCAACCCAAAUUUUAGUAUGAAAACUCAGGAAACCGUAUGCACCGACAGAGAUAGUGAUUCUCUCAAUAUGGAGUUAAAAAAUACUGUCCAUGAGUUAGAGGAAUGCAGGCGCAGCUUAAAUACUUGUUUGGAGGAAAAUGAAAAACUCAAUAGGGAAAUUGAUGAUCUGCAAACAAUGCUUAACAAGCUUAAGUGUACACCCAUUGACCAAAAUGAUUGUGUAGCUUUAAAGGUGCAUAAUGCUGUUCCCAUUGAGGAGAUGGAACCGAAGCUUGACCCUCGAAUAAAACAUGCACAAGAAAUUUUAAAUUUACAGCUGGAACUGGAUAUAGUGAAUAUCAUUUUGAAAGAAGAGAGGACUUCUCAAGAGGAGACGGUACAUUUCUUAAAUAAGGAUCUUCAGCUGGCAAAUGAAGAACUUUUUGUGAUAAGCAAACAGCGUAAUGAUGCAAGCAGCCAAUUGGAGGAGGCUAAAUCUGUUAUUGAAGCUCUCGAGUCUCAGCAACUUCUGUCAAUCAAUGAGCUUGAGGACCUGAGCAAGCUUUUGAGUGAACGGGAGCUUGAAUUGAGGGCUCUAAAGGAGCAACAGACCUUUAAGGAGUCUAGGGAUUUAUCACCUUCGAACUGCUCAAACAACCAAGACUCACCAUUACAGGGAAAUUUGAAGAGGAUGCUUGAUUCCCUUGAAAACGCCAAGAGACUGAAUAUGUGGUACCAAAGUGAUCGUGCAUUUCAAGUGUCAAAUGAAGAAGAAAUGGAUGAAGUGCAUAAGCAGGUUGAGACUGAAACUGCAGAGGUGAUUGUCUGUAUGCAGGAAGAACUUGGCAUGCUUCAGCAGCAAGUUCAAAAUGGCCAUUUAAAAGAAUUGGAGAUGAACAAAAAUGUAAUGAUGUUGGAAACGGAACUGAAGGAGGUGCAAGAAAAGUUUUUCAUGUUGAACGAAGAUAAUGAACGGUUAAGUAAAGAGCUUGAGGAGAAAGAUGGGGAAGUAAGAAUGUUGUCACAGGAAUGGACAUUAUUGUACAGUGAGAUUGAAGAGGUUCUGUCUGAUGGGUGUGAGGAACUAGAUGAUGCCUCUGAUCAACUUAACCUUAUAUCCGAUUCCUUUCCACGGAAAAGGAUUUGGAUCUCCGAACAAGUUGGAAGAAUCAUGCGAAUCAUCUCUGAAAAGGAAUUUUUGAUUGAUGAACUGAGGAAGUGUUUGGAGGAUGCAACCAACAAGAAAUGUGAUGUGGAGUGCAUGCUGAAUUCUAUGAGAGGAGCAACACUGGCUAUAACUGAAGCACAUGAACAGGAAUGUUGUGAAAAGGAGAAAGAAAUGCUCAUGUUGACAACACAGUUGAAUGCAAAGUCAUCGAGAGUGGAAAAGCUUGAGAAUCGAGUGAAGGUUCUUGAAGAGCAGAUCAGGAAAACGUCAGUCUGUGCAACAGUUGCUUUCGUUGUUGUGGACAGACUAGCAAAGAUGAAUCUUAGUAAUGAAGAUGCAUUAAAGUGUAAGAGUAUUCAGCUUAGUGAAUCAGAAGACUUGAUCUCAACGAAGGUUGCCAUUCUCAGUGAUCGGGAGUCUGUGAUAGCAGAAGCAGAGAUAAAAGUUCAGUCUUUAAAUGGGGAAGUUGAAGAGUUGAAGAGAACCUGUGCCAAUCUAAGACGGGAGCUUUCUGAGUAGCAGGAACAUGCAUUAACUAUAGAACAGAAGCUUGAAGAUGUCAAAGAGAAAAACAUUUUGAUGACAAUGGAGAAACUAGCUGAGCUAAAAACUGGCUUAUCCACAUUUAUGUCAUGCAUGAACACAAAUGUGGAGCAUCAUACAAGCUCUGAGGGGAAGGAUUCACAAGUAGCUUCUAUCUCCAAAGGAGAGGGUGGUGGAUGGAUAGCAACGGAAAAAAUUCUAGACCAGAACAGAAAUGAACAGUUUGUUGAAGACCUGAUAGCUGAUAAGCCUGAUAUGUCCGAGUGUUCUCUGGAAGUGGAGAAGAGUAUUUGUGCCAAUAUUACUCGAGAAAAUUUGAAGUCUGAAAGACCUUCCAAGGCUGCGAGUGGUAGAGAUGUUAUCAUUCUACUUCUGAAAAAAGAAAUAGUAACUACCUUUGAUAGCUUAAAAGAGGUACACACUGAGAUGGACAAACUACGUGAAGAGAACAAACUGAUGUGCAAGUCUGAGCAACAGAAUCACGAAAGCAUGGAACAUCUCAGAACUCAGGUCAUUAAUCUGCAUUCAACUAUGAACAACUCAGAGAAGCAAUUGAAAGUGAAGUUGGAAGCUCAAGAUCAUAAACUGGAGGCAUGUCAACAGAUUGUGCAGGAAGCUGGGUCAUGGUGCCAAACAAAAGAGGUAAUACGUUGGAUUUCCAAAUUCAAAUAAUUGUUGUUUCUUGGUUAAGCUUUACCCUAUUCUCUGACUAAGACUUCUGUUUAUCAUGUGUACCAGAAAAGCAAUAACAACCUUAUGAGAUAGUGAAAAUACCUGUUGAUUCCUGAAUCCAUUGUCCUUGCCCAACCUCUUUUGUUUUCACAUGUUGUUCAUAAUCAUAAAUUUAUAGGUUUAACUCACUCGUAUGUAUAUACUUCCAUUCAAGGACUUUACCAUCUUCUUUUUUUUCCCAUCUCACAGAUGAUGGAAAUAGAAUUUGAUAAUGCAAAGUUAGUUGCAGGCCAGAAAACUGCUCGGUUCUCUUGCAUUCUUCCUAAGUUUGAGGAGAUUGAACUGCUUGGAGAUGGAAAAUGAGUCCUUUAAAACUGAGAUAGAGAAGUUAAAUUCAGAACACAACAUGGCUCUUAGAAACUUGGAGAAUAAUUCUGAGUUUUCAUCCUCAUUAAGUGGUAUAAAUGUCUUUGACAAAGAAAACUGCCGGUUGCAAGAUGAAAUUUUGUCUUUGGAGACUCACAUGGCUAAUCUGGAAACUCAUUUAAGGGCAAAAAGUGCUGAACUGGAUGAACUCAAACAAUCAGAGUCUUCUAUUAUGGAAGAACUCUGCUCAAAAAGCCAGGGAUGCAAAUAUUUGUUAGUAGUACUAACAAACUGAAGGAAGAGAAUGUUCUCUUCGGGGAAAAAGUUGUCUCUUGAGAAAAGCAAGGGGAACUCCUCACCAUUUUGAGUGCGAAAGCUAAGAAGUGUAUUGAUUCAGUGGAAACUGUGAACUCAGCGAAUAACAGAUUACAAAAUAUUUUAAAGGAAGAACCAUUUGUUAUUGUCAAAAAAUUGUCUCAAGAACUAUGUGAAGCUGGAGAGAGAAUAUCUGAGUUUAUACAGGAGGUCAACUGCUUAGAGUGCCAUGCUAAGGAGCUGGUGUUUGAAAAUUUGUCUCUUCAGGCUGAGUUAGUGAGGAAGGAAGAUGUUCUUAAAGGAAUGUUAUUUGAUCUGAGUUUGUUGCAGGAAUCUGCAUCUAAUAACAAGGAUCACCAAGAUGAAAUUGUGGAAAUGGAAUAUUCUUGGAGACUUUAGAGGGUAAGCUUUCAGCAAAAUGAAAGAAAACGAGUUUCUAAAAUGUCUGUCUAGUGAAAACCCUUUUUGUCGAUUUUGAUAAGGAGCAACGAUUGGAUGCAAAACUAAAGGAAACUGAGGAGGAGAAGUUGCAACUAGCACAGAAAUUGUUAGGCCUCUGUACACGUUUUGAAGGCUGCUGGAGUAACAAAACAAUCUACACAAAUAAACCCGUCUGCUGCUGAAGAGGCACUCGAGCAACUCAAGAACAAGCUUACUCCAAUGGAUAGAGAAUUGCAGGAUUUGAAGUUUACG